AUGUGAGGUCAAUUAACACCGGAAUAACUUUUGUUUGCCCAUCAUAUGUAAUAGGGUAUUACCUUGGUUUUACUCUUACGAUCCUGGACCCGAACUCUCCGGUCCGGACCGGAGAGCUUAGUUCUAAAGAUGUCCCGGGUUCUGAUUGUUGGAGCGGGUCUGACUGGCAGCUUGUGCGCAUGUCUGCUGAGGAGAGCACUGCGGAGCAAGGUUCAGGUGGUGGUGUGGGACAAGGCGAGGGGUGCAGGGGGCAGGAUGUCCACCAGCCGUCCUCCUGACUCUACGUCUCAUUCUGCUGACCUCGGAGCACAGUACAUCACAGCCACUCCUGCCUAUGCUCAGUCCCACAGCAAUUUCUAUACAGAGCUGCUGUCAGCCGGCCUACUGAGGCCACUCGACUGUCACAUCGAAGGUCUGCAACAUAAAGAGGGAAACAAGGACUAUGUAACGCCACUGGGAACAAGCAGUGUGGUGAAACACUUCCUGUCCGAGUCAGGAGCGGAUUUGUACCUGGAAUAUCAUGUGACUGGCCUAUACUACCGUGGAGGAUCAUGGGAGGUGGAGAGGAAUGGAGGCAGCGAGAAGUUUGACGUUGUUAUCCUGACGAUGCCGGUGCCUCAGAUCCUACAGCUGCAGGGAGACCUGGGAAACUUACUGUCUGUCCAGCAGAGGGAGCAGUUGGAGGGCGUCAGGUACUCAUCCCGCUUCGCUAUCGCACUCUUCUUCUCUCCCGACGUUGUCUUCAGUUUCACCUGGGGGGCGAGGUACGUCACCGACAGCCACUGCAUCCGCUACAUCGCCGUGGACAACAAGAAACGCAGCACAGAUGCUCCAGGUCUGGGUCCAUCCCUUGUUGUCCACACCAGUGUUCCGUUUGGCCAGGAGAACUUGGAGAUUGAGAAGGAUGCCAUCCAGCCAAUCAUCUUGCAGGAGCUCCACAGGCUUCUACCUGACCUACCUCAGCCAAUCAGCAUCAAGUCUCAAAAGUGGAGGUACUCCCAGGUGCUGACCUCAGUCCCCAACUGUCCAGGUCACAUGACUAUCCUGGAGCAGCCACUGCUCAUCUGCGGCGGUGACGCCUUCACCCACUCCAACUUUGAUGGCUGUGUGGAAUCUGCACUGAGUGUGCUCAGAGCUUUUAAGGUGUCAUUGGACAUCCAGAAGAACGCUUGACACACCUGAGACACACCUGGUCAAUGACUGGGAUCAUUUACAUAAAUGAGUCAUGAAGUGAUUCAAAGAUCUGCACCAGAUGAUGUCAGUGUUUCUCAGAAUAAAUGUUUGUGGUUAAAAAUAA
Messenger RNA from Girardinichthys multiradiatus, 1297 nucleotides. RefSeq names its product renalase, FAD-dependent amine oxidase (gene rnls). The transcript has 7 exons. Bases 130 to 1173 code for a protein of 347 amino acids. The record is from RefSeq and is a predicted model, not a curated record. Lineage: Eukaryota; Metazoa; Chordata; Actinopteri; Cyprinodontiformes; Goodeidae. Gene Ontology annotation, molecular function: oxidoreductase activity, acting on NAD(P)H. Gene Ontology annotation, cellular component: extracellular region.